GAGGGUGGAGAAGUUUCACCAUUUGUUCAACACUCUCACUUUUCUUACUUCACACGAGGAAUCCUGACCAGUUCGUGUUUCGGUCUUUAAUAACUCAGAGUCGCUUGUGGUGGAAUAAAAAACAAACCAAAACUAAACCCCAAAAGAAGGAACGGAAAGUUUGGAACACGGUUGUGUUUGCGGCCUGGAGUUAGAGGAACGGGAGCAGAUCGAGUCUCUGACCGGAGCAGGAAUGGGAGACAGUGAGUUUUCUGAACCGAUUGAAGAUUCAACCGACAACAGCGCGGAAAAGAUCGACAUGUCACUCGAUGAAAUCAUCAAGCUGAAUAAAAAAGAACAGAAAGCAAACAGAGCAGCAGUCAGAGCCAGAAACAAACGUGUCCAGAACAAGAACAACAUCCUGAAGAAGCUCAGUGAGACGCCGCCGGCAAGGAGAGGCUUCAGACGUGGAGCACUGCAGUAUCAAGGACCGGUCAGAUCCCGUGGGCUGAACAGGGGCAGAGGUUUGGGAAGAGGACGUGGGCAGAGUCCUCUAAACAGAACUGCUGUCGGUGCAUCGGAAGGAGAGCAGCAGGUUCAAAGCACGGCCUCCUCCAGAGGUGCAUUCAGAGGACGAGCGAGAGGGAGAGGAAGAGGAAGAGGAGGAUCGAGCAGGGGUUCUUUCUCAGCGAGAGGUCGAGGGGCUCCGCAACGAGGUGGAAGACCUUUUGUUUUAGACAGAGGGUUUGCUGCUACGAGAGGGGUCGGAAAAUUGGAGCGGUAUCAAAAAAUAAAAAGUCAGACACCCGAGUCUACCUCCGGAACUAUGCUAACGGUGUCGCUGCCAAAUGUAAAACCAGCACCUGUGACUCAGGUGGGACCUAGGCGGGGUGGGACGGCUUUAAGGGGCAGGUCAUCUGAGGACGUCAGUGGCAGCCUCACACCCAAAGGCAUCCCUCUGCACUUUAAUUAUAAAGCCACCACCAACCAGACCUUGCUUUCCCUGAACGAUCGCUUCACUGGCCUGAGGAUGAGAGGACACGACCUGAGAGCAGACGGCGAAAGUGGAAGGGGUGGAAGGGGUCGCGGGCGAGGCCGAGGAGGAAUCAGAGGAGGACGAGGAGCUAGAAGAGGAAUUGGAGGAGGAAUUGGAGGAGGAAUUAGAGGAGGAGGAAGGGGUGCGAUACGAGGAGGAAUGUCGGUGGCAAGAGGAGGCAGAGGAAGACCCAGAGGCAGAGGAGGACCAGGACGAACCAUCUUUCUUCAGUGAUCCUCAUUCACAUUAGAAUCGUCAUAAGUUACCGUUGGAGUGUUUACAUGCACAUCAAUAAUCUAAUCAUUAUAGGACUUGUGCCAUUAUCUUUUUAAUAGGUAGUCGUGUAAGAAGAAGAGGAUUCUGUGCAUAAAUAUAUUGUAAAUACAUUUUUGUUUACAUGGUUUAUAGGUCUUUUAAGACAAGUGUGAAAAUGUAUAUAUGCUACAUAUCAAUCCAAAUUAAA
This is a messenger RNA of Trichomycterus rosablanca, 1478 nucleotides long. Its product is annotated as probable H/ACA ribonucleoprotein complex subunit 1-like protein. The transcript has 9 exons. NCBI's taxonomy places the organism in Eukaryota, Metazoa, Chordata, Actinopteri, Siluriformes, Trichomycteridae. Gene Ontology annotation, biological process: mRNA export from nucleus. Gene Ontology annotation, molecular function: mRNA binding. The record is from RefSeq and is a predicted model, not a curated record. Bases 233 to 1249 code for a protein of 338 amino acids.